CUGAGGUCGCUGUGCUCCGCGGCUCCACGCAGCAGAAGGCAGCAGCAGCUCCAUGUAAACACGCCGCGCACAGGGCUUUGUUUCACACACACACACUCCGCUGGUGGCUCCCCUCUAGUCAUGCCAUGGAUAUUUUGUGGCAAUACCAGUUCCGAAUCAUUCUACUCGGGGAUUCCACGGUAGGGAAGUCGUCGCUGCUGAAGCGCUUCACGGACGGAAUUUACAGCGAUGUGGCGGAUCCGACGGUUGGGGUAGAUUUCUAUGCGCGCUCGCUUGAUAUCGAGCCUGGUGUGAAAAUAAAGCUCCAGCUCUGGGACACGGCCGGACAGGAGCGAUUCAGGUCCAUCACAACAUCAUAUUACCGCAACUCAGUUGGGGGACUCUUAGUCUUUGAUCUCACCAACCGAAAGACCUUCGACCAUGUGAGAGAAUGGCACAAGGAGGUGAGUGAGCACAUCCUGCCCCACCAUAUGGUCUACAUCCUCAUCGGCCACAAGAGUGACCUCAACAAGGACCGUAAGGUGAGCCGGGAUGAGGCAGAGCAGCUUGCCGCCGAGUUGGGCAUCCGCUAUGUGGAGACAUCGGCCAAGUGCAACAGCAACGUGGACCGGGCCUUUGAGCUGCUGACCAGAGACAUCUUCGAGCUGAUGAAGAUGGGGGAAAUUGUCACCCGCGACGGCUGGGACGGCGUGAAGAGCGGCCUCUCCGCCAAGGUCCUCUACCCAGCCGAUGAAGAAGAGGAACUAGCUGCCGCAUCGGCUGAAAAGGGCUGCCACUGUUGACUGAGAACUCUGUGUCCAAACACUGUCCUGUCACACCAAGAGCUCACCUCGUCUCACAGCUGUCCAUCUAAACCAAGUCAUUCUGGCUCAGCACCCUGUGAUAUCACCAUCCAUCACUUCCUCACCUUGUGCUUCGUGCCCUCUCUUUGUGGAUUCUUCUCAGAACUGAGAUUUCCAACAGGGAGUUUGUGUACAUCCUGAUGUGUAUCUUAUAGGAAAGUUGUAUCUUUAAAUCCAUGUGGUGUAGCAUGACUUGAGCUGAUUUGGGCAGUGUUAGGUUAAAAACAAACAGAAAAGGGGCUUAAAAUGUAGCCAAUAUUCCUUUUCACAGUACUGGAGCUAAUGGACUACUGAUUAUAAGAAAAAACGAACUAUUACUGUGGUCUGGUCUCACCUCCAUUUCAUACGCCAAUGUUGUGGGUGUCUACCUGUCAAAGUUUGUGCGAUGCUUUGCCUGCAAUCUUUUCUGACUGUAAUUUUGUAAAUAAUAGUGAAAUCUAUAGAGAUGAGAGCUAAAAGGUCACUGAAAGCUAUUUAAUAGUGUGAACAGACACAGUGCACUCUGCAUUAUGUGUCACCAUAUUAAAUCAAUGUGCUCCUCCUGCUACUGUAAGCUGUGUGCGCACUUAUGCCAAACUGACUUAAACCUUUGGUCACUCUGUGAAUAGAUGAGUAAUGUUUUUGUAAAAAGAUAGAGAUUAUUUGUAGUUAAGGUGUAUACAUAACAAAUAGAUCAUUGUAAUUAGGGUCGGCGGCUCCAGUUAGGUAUUAGCUGUAUAGAAUCAACAGCAGCAAGAAGUGUGUCAGAGGUUCAACAAACAUCUGUUUAUUAUGUUCAAAACUCAGUUCUCAAAAAUGACAUGUAAGUUUGACUUCCUGAUGAAUCCAAGGGUAUAGAAGGAUGUGUUACCUACAUUUGGCUGUGAUCUAGAGGUAUCAAAGAGUAGAAAUGUUGGGUUUAAGUCUAGAAGAAGUCUGGAUUUAUCAAACCUGAGGAUGCCACUCCAACAUGGUACCAUAUACUGCAAAAGCUAAUUACUUGAAGAUGGUUAUGAUAGGCCUCUAAAGCAGCUUCAGUUUAGUUGUGUGGGGGAUGAGCAGUCAAGCAUGCAUCUCAGUAAGAAAUGAGACAAGGACUUUUAUAUAUAUAUAUAUAUAUAUAUAUAUAUAUAUAUAUAUAUAUAUAUAUAUAUAUAUAUACAGACUAAAUUCUUAGGGCCUUAAAAGUAUAGUUCAGCAUUUUUGGAAAAUAAGUGAAAUUAUUUUUUCGCUAGCUAAUUAAAUGACAAAUUUGUUACCUGUCUCAUCUAAGUAGGGAGCUACAGCCAGGAUGCAUUUAGCUUAGCUUAGCAUGAAGACAGAAUCCAUGGGUAAACAGCUUGACUGCUCUCACUGUAGUUUAAAAAUACCCCAAACAGGCGACUCAAUUUAAUUUUAUGUUUAAUAGCUGGGACAUUUUGUAGAAGUGAAGUAGUUAAAGCACAUGGCUAUUUGGGUACAAAUCAAACACAGAGGAUUCAUUGUGUUAUGUAGUGUUUUUAGGCGUAUUCUUCCACUUUUUAAAGAGCCAGGCUAGCUGUUUCCCCUGUUUCCAGUAUUCAUGCUAAGCUAUUCGAGUCAUCUUCUUGUUUGAGAUAGGGCCCUAGGAUCCUUGGUCUUGGCUAAUUCUCAAAGAGAAACUUAAUAAUUGUUUUGUCAGAAUUUGGAGCUAUUCAUGGAAAUCUGACAGCGGUUAUUGUCUGUAUGAAUAAAAAUAUAUAUCCAUCCAAAUCUCAAGUAAAGCUACAUUUUGGUUGACAUUAGCUACCUAAUGUCAACAUAGCAUUGACGUGAAUUUUGUUCUUACAUGGUUAAGAGUAUUUUGGAUUUAACUGACUUGUGAAGCUUUCCAUACCAACUGUUACAGAACCCAAGUUUUCAGCUUGCUGUUAUGAGCUGCAUUUCUAAUAACUGCACAUCUACCCACAAGACUUCGAACAUGGCAGUAGGCUAACUGCCUUUAAUGCAGAGGAUCAUGAAUUCUGCAAAUUCUUCAAAUGCUUUAUACUCCAGAGCCAAACAAUCUGCUGUUUACAUACCAGGAGUGUGCAGUAGACUAGAAUACACUUGUCAGGUAACUCACCUUUCCUCCAAUCACUCAUUUCACCAGCAUUUCACAAGAAAGCCUCUCUGCACACUCACUUUGAACAUCUAGAGAUUAUGCAUUUUGCAGUUUAGCUUCAUUCAUUCAUGUGACCAGUUUGACAUUUUUUUCAGUUGUAUGGGUUAUCUAGUAAAUAUGCUGUACAUUAUGUGGUAGCAGUUUAAUAAUUGCACCAUCCCUUUACUUUGCUGCACAAACUGGGCUCUUCCUGGAAAACUACCACUGAUUAAAGAUAGAACAGUAUAUUACAGACACCUAUGUUUUUGAUUAGUUUGACAAUCAGAUAUUGGUGUUUCAUGUUGUCAGUCCAGAUGAGGUCCUUAUCAUGGGGUGCUACAUCUUGAAAUCAUGCUAAAUGUCCAUUGAAAAUACCAUUUGACAACCAGUCUGACUAUCUGUUCAACUACCUAUCUUACUUUUGCCUCUAAUCUAAACAGGGUCAAAUUGUAUGAUAUUGUAUGCUAAUACACUGCUGUUGGCAAAUUGUUCUCCAAUAAGCAUGGCUUCCAUUCCUGAGCACUGCACUUGUGGCAGGUUGAUUUAGUUGAAAGGACAAUACUGGGAAGAUAAGCAGAAGUAUCCUUUUGAAAGACUGACUUCAUGGGAACAAAAGACGCAUUAUUAGAAGCCGCUAUAUCUAUUAAUGACAAAUAGUUAAAUUUAUCUAUUUAAGGAGAAAAAAAACAUUUUCAACUGCAUUUGUAAUCUUACAGGCUGUGCCAACAUACUAGGAGUGGCCAUCCUGAGUAAUGAUUAAAAUAGUGACCAUAACCAACUUUCCAUCCAAAUCUAGCCUCUCUCUUACUGUGUUCUUCAAAGAGAAACUCAACAUUUGUGGAAAUAUGCUUGUUUGCUUUCUUUUCCAGUGUGAGAUGAAAAGAUUGAUUCCACUAUUGUAUGUUAUGUACAGAACUGGAGUCAAGGGGCAAGCAGUCUAGCUUAGCAACAGCAAGCUCUGUGAAUUUAUACAACUAAUGCUUCACUACAGAGCUUGUUCCAGGAAUUAAGAGCGAAAGGGAGAUAUGUGUGCAUUGAGAAUAUGUUGGUAUCUGGUUCUGUACUUAACACACAAACAUGCACUGAUGUCAUUUAUCUCUCUUUUAUUUUAAAAAAGUAGAUGAGCACAUUUUAAGAAAUAGUGUAUUAUUUGUUAAAGAUGUGUUAUGCCAUCCAGUGGACUGAUCAGACCAAACCACUGAGUAGGUACCAGAAAACAUCAGCGACUCUUUGGCCUGCCAGACGGUACCCAGUACAAAACAGUAUCGUCUCUAAUCUCCACGGUCACUUUUCACGGCAUUGUUGAAUAAAUGUUAUUUAUUUUAUAUAUUAUGUAUAAAGGAUUUGCCUAUUAUUUGAUGUGAUUUUACUGAUUGGUAAAAAAAAAAAAUAAAUAGAUGUCCAAUGA
Molecule: messenger RNA, 4330 nt
Organism: Amphiprion ocellaris (clown anemonefish)
Lineage: Eukaryota; Metazoa; Chordata; Actinopteri; Pomacentridae
Gene: rab42a
Product: RAB42, member RAS oncogene family a
Exons: 2
Coding region: 126-782 (218 amino acids)
Biological process (GO): Rab protein signal transduction
Cellular component (GO): Golgi membrane
Molecular function (GO): GTP binding; GTPase activity
Source: RefSeq, a predicted model, not a curated record